Pseudocercospora fijiensis CIRAD86 is the source of this 1686-nucleotide messenger RNA. Its product is annotated as glycoside hydrolase family 13 protein. Gene Ontology annotation, biological process: carbohydrate catabolic process. The record is from RefSeq and is a predicted model, not a curated record. Bases 1 to 1686 code for a protein of 561 amino acids. The transcript has 4 exons. Gene Ontology annotation, molecular function: calcium ion binding; alpha-amylase activity. NCBI's taxonomy places the organism in Eukaryota, Fungi, Ascomycota, Dothideomycetes, Mycosphaerellales, Mycosphaerellaceae.
AUGAAAGUCUUGUGGCCCCUGAUCAUACUGUCAUUCAGAAUCGGCACAGCAUAUGCGGCAACCCUCGAAGAAUGGCGCGGAAGAACAAUCUAUCAGGUUUUGACAGACCGCUUCGCCCGCAGCGAUGGCUCCAGCACCGCAGCUUGUGGCGUCGUUGACGGGCUCUACUGCCAUGGAACUUGGAAGGGCAUCAUCGACAAGCUGGACUACAUCCAAGGCAUGAAUUUUGAUGCUAUUUGGAUCUCACCUGUUGUCGCUCAGCUUCCCCAGCGGACAGGCGACGGCGAGGCGUAUACAGGCUAUUGGGCCCAGAAUCUUUACAGCCUGAAUGCGAACUUUGGCUCAGCAGAAGACCUCAGGGCGCUGAGUGAUGCUCUGCACGACCGCGGCAUGUACUUGAUGCUAGACAUUGUUGUCAAUCAUAUGGGGUAUGCCGGAGUUCCCUCUUCUGUGGACUAUACCAUCUUGGACCCUUUCAAUGAUGAACGCUAUUUCCAUCCGUACUGCGCAAUCAAUGACAAUACCAAUCAAACCGAAGUGGAAGUCUGCUGGCUCGGAGACACUAUUGUUCCACUCCCCGACCUCCGCACAGAAGACGAGGACGUACAAGACAUGCUCCAGAGAUGGAUCUCGUCCAUGGUUAGCAACUAUUCUAUUGAUGGUCUCCGCAUCGAUACCGCAAUCAAUGUCCAGCCUGGAUUUUUCCCGGACUUCGUCAACGCAUCUGGACUUUUCGCCAUGGGCGAGACUAUGAUGGGUGACAAUUUAUUUGUCUGCCGCUGGGCACGAACGAUUGGCAGCAUACUCAAUUAUCCCAUUUAUUAUCCUCUGAUCAGAGCCUUCUCCAGUGCGCAAGGGAGCAUAAAUGAUUUGGUCAAGACUAUUUAUACUAUGCGCCAAAAUUGUGACGAUCCCACCACGUUCGGCUUGUUCAGCGAGAAUCAUGAUGUCGAGCGAUUUGCGCAAUAUACGAACGAUACUGCACAAGCGAAGAACCUGAUUGCUUUCACAAUCAUGGGGGAUGGCAUUCCCAUCAUUUACCAAGGCCAAGAACAGCACAUGGCCGGUGGAAUAAGUCCGUACAUCAACAGAACACCACUUUGGGCAACCGGAUACGAUACAGAAGCCUUCCUGUAUAAGCACAUCGCCAAACUCGUUGCCGCCAGACAACACAUAGUCAAAACCAGCGAAGGUUACACUCGCUUUGCCACGGAAGUGGUGUAUCAGGACUACCAUUCAUUCGCUAUGCGGAAAGGCAAGACUGGUCAACAGGUCAUUACCGUUCUUAAUAACAAUGGGGAGGAUACGUCAGAGUUCAAGCUAGACAUUCGCGGACACGACCUGGAAUCUGGGACGCACGUGACCGAGCUUCUGUCCUGCACCAACACUUCAGUCGAAGCUUCAGGUAUUCUCUCGGUCCAAAUGGGCUCCGGCCAGCCUAAGGUAUACUAUCCUACACACCUUCUGGUGGAUUCUGGGUUAUGCGGAAUGGGCAAGACAGCAACGUCGAAUGGCGAUCAUUCGGACGAUGUAAUGACCACAUCUACCCCGACAGCAUCAAAACCAGCCGAACCAGGCCACACUCGAACCGCGCUGGGCGUAGCAAGCCAUCCAACGAGCGGAGAUGCCAUCACAACCAUUCUCGCCUGCUUCGCCAUUCUAAUGUUGGUAUCCUCGAUGUGCUGA